AUGUCGAAACACGCCACUCUAAUAAAGCCACCCAAAUCCCUCCCUCACCAUUCUCCUAUCGAAAAUGUCCUGUCCCUCCUCCCACUCAUCGACAUCGGACCAGAUAUAUACACCAACGCCCGGCCUCUAUGGCACCCUCCUGGGGCUCGUGGUAUCUUUGGUGGUGCCGCCAUUGCCCAAUGUCUCUCCGCUGCUCAAGCGACCAUCCCUCCCGAUUUCACCGUCCACAGCAUGCACUGCUAUUUUGUGCUGGCAGGCAACUCUGAGAUCCCGAUUCUAUACCAUGUGGAGCGCGUCCGCGACGGAAGGAGCUUCAUCACACGCACAGUACAGGCUCGUCAACGCGGCAAAUGCAUAUUUACAACGACUCUUUCCUUCAUGAGAGAGGGGAGCGGCGGGAAAGCGAAAGUCGAGCAUGCGGUUCCUAUGCCCAAGGAUGUAACACCCCCUCCAGACACCGACUCGAGUCGAGCCGCCUGGAAAGCCGGCGAAUCGGGGGACGACAGGCCCUUCGAGUCCGUUCGUUGCCCAGUCAGUUCUCGCGGCUUACCAUCCGAUCGCAAAUUUCGACAUUGGAUUCGUGCUUGUGGUCGUAUCAGCGACUGUCCGCCGAGCGUGGCGGAGGGGGAACUCAAACAAGGCCAGCGUGCUCACCAGCCCGGCGAUAACCAUCAAGCACACCUGUCUGCGAUCGCAUACAUGUCCGACUCGUAUUUCAUUGGCACGGUCGCCCGUGUGCACAAUCUCCAGCGCUUCGCAAAUCGGAGGAACAUCGAGAGAACAUUACGGAAUUUCAGAGGCUCAGAAGAAGAGCGCGGACAAAUGCAGAAAUACCUUGAGGACAUCGCACGGGAGGAAGCCGAAGAAAACAAGCAAUUUGGCGCCACGCCGGAGAAAGACGAUCGACGAAUCGGUAUGAUGGUGUCACUUGAUCAUGCUAUCUUCUUCCACAAUCCCCGAUCGUUCAGGGCCGAUGAGUGGAUGUUGACCGAGAUGGAUAGUCCGUGGGCAGGUGAUGGGAGAGGUCUAGUCACCCAACGGAUUUGGUCCAAGAGUGGUACUCUGAUUGCCACCUGCGUGCAAGAGGGAGCUGUACGACUAGCCCAAAAUGAGAGUAAGCUAUGA
This is a messenger RNA of Rhinocladiella mackenziei CBS 650.93, 1125 nucleotides long. Its product is annotated as acyl-CoA thioesterase II. The record is from RefSeq and is a predicted model, not a curated record. NCBI's taxonomy places the organism in Eukaryota, Fungi, Ascomycota, Eurotiomycetes, Chaetothyriales, Herpotrichiellaceae. The coding region runs from base 1 to 1125 and encodes 374 amino acids. Gene Ontology annotation, molecular function: fatty acyl-CoA hydrolase activity. The transcript has a single exon. Gene Ontology annotation, biological process: acyl-CoA metabolic process; fatty acid catabolic process. Gene Ontology annotation, cellular component: peroxisomal matrix.